Molecule: messenger RNA, 27360 nt
Organism: Podarcis lilfordi (Lilford's wall lizard)
Lineage: Eukaryota; Metazoa; Chordata; Lepidosauria; Squamata; Lacertidae
Source: the annotation of a GenBank genome assembly
CUCGAGAUCAACGUCCCCUUCUCGCAGCCAAUGGGAAGUUCCUCCUGCCCUUGAUGGACGCCCCCUGCUUCCAAUAAGCGCUUUCGAGCGGCAAGGUCCUCGCCCCCCGGUAGGCGGCGUCCCCCUCCCUUGCCAGGCGGGCGAAGAAGGCCGCGGUUAUCGAUCCCGCUGCUGACUAGAGGGAGGAGGAAGCAUCAGCAGAGAAAAUGGCGGCCGUGGCUGCGACUGCGGCGGUGCCGGGUGAUGGUGGAGCCGGCGAGGCCGAGCCCAUCCCGGGCAGCGAGGCCGGCGCAGACCCGCUCCCGGCUGGCACUCAGGCCGCCGUGGAGUCGGCGGUGCUCGACGCCCGGGAGGAGCCCGAGCCAGCCCCGGGGGGAGAGGCCGAGGAGCCGCCGCCGCCCGGGAGCCCCGCGGGGACCCGAGACCUGCCGCAGGCCCAGCCCAGCCCGGAGCCCGUCGGAGGGUCGCCUCAGCCGCCCUGCCCGCUCACCGCGGAGCUGUCCGAGCUCCCCCCCGGCGAGGAGGCGGAGGGACAAGGCGGAGGGGAGCAGCCGCCCUGCUUGCCGCUGUCGCCGCCGCCGCCGCCUGCAGCUGGGGGCCCCGCGGGGCCGGAGCCCGGAGAGGAACCGCCCCGGCCGGAGGAGGAGGAGCCGGAUGCUGCCGCCACGGCCGUUGCGAAGCAGCCGGAGCUCGCUGCGCCCGCGGAGCAGGCGGUGGCCGCUGGAGGAGAGGAGGAGGAAGCGGCGGCGGCGCUGCUGCCCGGCUCGGAGGUGCUGGUCACCCUGGAUCACAUCAUCGAGGACGCGCUGGUGGUGUCUUUCCGAUUCGGGAAGAAGCUUUUUUCCGGGGUCCUCAUGGAUCUUUCCAAGAGGUGAGAGAGCCUGCCCGGUGUUUUACAGGAGGGAGACCCACCCUCCGCCGCCCUUCUCAGUCUCUCCUCCCAACUUUCUUUCUGGAGGUGGUGUCCUCUCGGCAUCGGGGGGGUGGCUGCGUUAGAUGAGGAGGUGGGUGAGCCACGAGGUGUUUGGUUUUAUGGCUCCGCCAAGAGGGCGAAAGUGCCCUGUUGCAAAUGGCCUCGUGGUCUGCUUCAGAGCCCUGCCUUCCUCCCUCUGAUCCAUGCAAGCAGGGAAGAGGUUUUCCCUCGCCCUCGAAUUCCAACGUGAUCUGUAGCCUACCACUACAAUAUUCUUUGUCUUUAUUUAGGUACCCCCCCCCAAUUUUGAUUCCUCACGAAGUUUAGAAGGUGGGUUGGGAGGGGAACAGGCCGACCCGUCUGGACAGGGAUCAAAAAUUGGGGAGACUUCUCCUUCUUGGUAGCAAAAAGUUGGACCAUAGUUCCUACUAGUUUGCUACUGAUGCAUAAAUAUGCAGUGAUUUUAUUUAUACAGUACUGUAUUAUGAAAAUUUCAAGACAAUAUGGUCCUAUCCAUAAUGGCUUGGGGCUCAUAUUUGUUUUCCAGUUAAGUACUUAAGAUAUUUGAAUUCACCUUCACCUUAUUAUUCUAACUUCAGAAGCAGUCAGCCUUCAUGCUGGAAAAAAGUUGUGUGACAAGGUUGUAUGUUGCUACAGCUUCACAUAUUGGGAAGUCACAGUGAGAAUUGGCUAAAUGCUGCAUGGUCCCAGGCUUUAAAAUAGUCACCCUAUUCAUAAGUUAAAAGGCACACUUUUCCCCACUACAUACUGUGUAUUGAUUUUCCUUCUGGGCAUAGAGAGAGGCCAUGUAGAACAGGCUUUAUGUAGAGGUUGUAUCACAGUUUACAAUCUUGGAGUGAAUUUCUAGACACAUCUUCAUUAUGGCUUUCCUGAGGGUGAAUUAGGACAGGGGAAAUGAAUGUCCAGCCUAUAGAUGGUGUACUUGCUUGUAGAGAAUGUGCUAAAAGUAAACCUAAGUAAACCUCAGCAUACAAAGGGGGGGGGUGUAAUUCUUCGUAUUCUACUUCUGUGAGAGGAUAAUAUUUGGGUGUGGCCUGGCCAGGGUAUUCUGUGGGCUGACCUGCUGAACUGGGACUUUAACUUGGUUCCAAAUCUAGCUUUGCCCAUUCAAAUGCAUGUCCUUACCUUAAAACAGAAACUCUAGAAUUGCCUUACCCAACAUUAUGCUCUUCAGGUGUUCUGAACUACAAUUCCUAUCAACUCCAGCCAUUAUGUUUAAUGGUCAGAGAUGAUUGCAGUUGUAGACCAAAGCAUUUGGAGAGUAGGUUGCAGGAGGCUGUUCUAGAGCUGUGUUCCUAACCUUGGGUCUCCAGCUAUUUUUGGACUACAACUCCCAUCAUCCCUAGCUAGCAAGACCAGUGACCAGGAAUGAUGGGAAUUGUAGCCUGAAAACAGCUGGAGACCCAAGGUUGGGAAACACUGCUCUAGAGUGUAUGUUUUAAAGUAAGGAUAAGCAUAUGAAAACGUUGUGAAACAUGAAGUAACUAACUACCUGUACAGAAUUUCAUAUAUAGAUUAGAUAAAACUUUCUUGGAUUUCAUAGAAUUUUUUGCUGCUGGUUAGUAGGCUGUUUUGGUGUAGAACAUACCCGUUUUUAUCAUCUUCAUAUAAAUAAUGAUACAGUGUGUGCACUUAACUGCUCCUUGAGUAGAUAAAGGGGGCAAUUUACAGUAGCUCUAGCUCAAAACAUGAGGAGGGCACCAUUUGGCAAAGGCAUGGUGGCUGCUUGUACACCAGUUAUGGGAUACAUGCAGCCAUAUGGAGGACUAGUUGCACGUAGUGUUUUGCUGUGGGGUGUAAUCUCCUCUCCACUGUGCACAUUGCCAAUAGUUUACAGGGUGUCUUUAAAAACAUAUUUGCUGUAGAAAAUGUGCCAUGCCUUGCUACAGAUAACCAGGUUGCCAUAUGGCUUUAUGUGUUUCAUGAUGAAUUUGCUGCAUGGUGCUUGCUUGUAAACAGUCUGUUUUAUCCAGUCUACCUUGGUAGAGAUUAUGUGCUUGCUCAUAGUGAAUAAGCUAAAGGUAUCAGUCCUCUAAUGCUUUAAUUUGUUUAUUCUUGGACUUUGAAUAUGUGGUUGGGUGUCUUACCUUACAUUUUCUUUUUCAGGUAUGGAGUCCUGAUAUGCUGAAAGAGUCAAGUAGGGGUGGAAAACAAAGCAACAUCUAUGUUGGCUUAGUUUAGAUGGAAAGAGCAAAACACAAACCUAUAAAAGCAAGAAGCUGAAAUUGUCAGCAGGUUAUUUCACAGUAAUUGUAUAUUGUUUACGUAGUAUUUUGAUUGCCAGCUUGUUUACUCUGGUAUAUUUCUUCAAGUACUAUUGACAUUUUGUUUAUUAUUUUAACAACGAAAUAGAAUAGUUAGCUUUUUGUUGUGGAGAGCAAACUAAAGUGGUAUGUUGGGUGGGUUAUAAUAAAGAGUAGAGGUUCAGAAUAGAUUUGGUAGGGAUAAUUAGUUCAUUCAGCCCUUUCUAAAAUUUAUUCUCUUACAAGUUAAAAAGACCUAUAAUAGUUAGAAUUGUAAUGAAACUUUGACCCAGUUUGCAUGUGACACUAGAACAAAGUUGUAACAGUACUGUACGUGCACAAGCCUCCAUGAGUUCAGGCAAAGCAUGGAGCUAAUUUCUCUCUUUCUCCACCCCACACAGCUAUGGAGAUGGCUUCUGCAAAUUUGGUUUCAUGGUUAGUGUUACAUAAGAACCAGGAAUCCUGGGUUGUUGUUUUUUUUACAAACAAUGGUUAGUUUCUAAACAAGCCAACUUCAAACCAUAGGUUAAGAAUAUAGUUUGUUAGUUUGUUUAAUUAACUAUCCAUUGUUUGUUGUAAAACCAGCAUCCCUGGUUCUCUGAAAGAUUAUUUGAAAGUAAAACUAAACUUAGCAGAUGCCUGCCAACCCUAUCCCAGGCUUCAUCUGUGGAAUACAUGAGUACUGUACUCACUUGGUUUAGCGUUAUCUGUGAAUGCAGCCAUUAACUCUGCAUACAGUUAUGGAAGAUGGUGUAAUGAAACUCAAACUUUAUUCAUAGUGUAUCUUUCAAAGCUAACAUUGUGCAUCACUUAUCAGUGCAUUUAUUUAUUUUUAUUCCACUUUUUGGACUGUUGUCUUCUAAAACCACUCACAUGGUUAUUUUUUUUUUAAAAAAUGGGUCCAUCUAUCAGGCUUAUAAACUAAAAAGACAAGAUACAGAAGGGAAGGGGAGUAGAAGAAAAAGGUAUAGGAGAGAUCAGUCUUCAAGGCCAGAACAAAGUGCAGAGCUAUGAGCAUUUAGAUGUAAUCCAGGGCAGGCUGAUCUUCUCUUGCUGGUGUUCUUGCUUGAAAGCAGCUGGUGGAUCUUGUUCUUUUGACCAGAGGAUGGGAGGGAGAGUCCUUUUCCCUUACUCUGCAUUCCAUUAACAGCAGGCAGUUGAAGCAAAGUGUUCUUUUUGAGAGGAGGAAGCAAGCAGGCAAGCUCCCUGCAGCUGCUCCUUCUCUGGUUAAUGGAUGAGGCCAUAGUGCCUAAGAAUUGACCAGGUAUAUUUGGUUAUCUUGAUCUGGCACUUUACUGCUUUUGUGGGUUUGAGAUACAAAAAACAAAACAAAAACUGCACAGCAACUAAAACAGUUGAAUAUUCUGGACUUAUUCAAAUCUCUUUGUUUUUAGUGUUGCCUCCUAAAAUUAAUAGAUUUAGAGUUGUCCUCCCUUCUUUCCUAUGUAUGGUUCAGCAGUUUAGAAUAAUGCAGAUAAAUCAUUUUCCAUCAUAACUUUAAGGGUGCAUAAAACCAUUGUGUGGGGAAAUCAAAAUGGGUAAUAAGGGACAACCUUACCCUCAAAAAAAUACUGUGGUAUCUACUUUUAUGAUCAGGGUGAGACCUGAACAUAAUUUGAAUUUAAGAAAUAAUGUUCCAAAGUACAAUUAACUCAGAAUUUACAUGUGUUUGUUGAUAUCACACAAAUUAAAUGCAUGGAAGGCAUACAGGUUAAAAGUUCUUUUUGUACAGGAUUUUUCUGGCACAGAAAUUGCUUUUAAGCUGUCUGCCUUGCUUACCAGGCUCUGCGAGGCUCUUGCGAGAUCUCAGACAAUCCUGCAAGAUCUGUGCAGGGGGUAGCAGCCGAGUACACUUCCUCUGGGCCUCAGAGAGCUAAGCUGGCUAGCGUGCCCCGCCAGGGUCCAGCUGCCUUUUUGUUUAUAACUUCAUUCUAACAAGACUCCCACCCCAGGCCUCAAACAAGCUCUGCACAGUUCUGGGGGUAAGACCUGUUUGGCAUGCUGAGUUUGGAAGGUAAGAUUGCUCGCGCAGUGGCAGUUUCAAGGGAUGGUUCAAGUACACAAGUCUCUGCGUAUUCACACCAUCCCUGAAACAUAACCUCCGCGAAAGAUGGGAGUUAACUUGUAUAUAGUUUACAUAUAAUCAUGCAGAUUAAAUAAUUCUGAUUUGCAGGGGACGUGGGUGGCGCUGUGGUCUAAGCCACAGAGCCUAGGGCUUGCUGAUCGGAAGGUUGGUGGUUUGAAUCCCUGCGAUGGAGUGAGCUCCUGUUGCUCAGUCCCAGCUCCUGCCAACCUAGCAGUUCAAAAGCACAUCAAAGUGCAAGUAGAUAAAUAGGUACCGUUCUGGCAGGAAGGUAAACGGCAUUUUCGUGCACUGCUCUGAUUUCGGCAGAAGCGACUUAGUCAUGCUAGCCACAUGACCCGGAAAAACUGUCUGCAGACCAACGUCGGGUCCCUCGGCCAGUAAGGCAAGAUGAGCGCCGCAGCCCCAGAGUCGUUCGUGACUAGACUUAACUGUCAGGGGUCCUUUACCUUUACCUUUUUUUAGCUGCAUGCAGAGUUAGCUUGUGAUGGUUAUGCUCAAUUUUAAUGGUGUAUCCCUUUGUAAUCAUAGAUAGCAUCAAACAAAUUAACUGGUUCAUAAAGGAAGCUCAGCUUCCACCAUUGGGCAUCAGAAAUACAUAGUUGUUUUAAAUGGAAGGCUCGUUCUCACUUAUGAAAGUGAUGCAAGUCUUCAAGUCAGCGCAUCAAGGAUGAGAGCUCUGUAGCCCAAAUAUGUUGUUAGUCACCAUCCGUGGCCAUUAGUCAUGCUGGCUGAAGCUGAUGGGAGCUGUACUCUCAACAACAUCUGGAGGGCCACAGGUUCACCUUUCGUGCUGCACUUCAUGAUUUUCUUCAACAAUAACUUAUCUAGAUACACCAUUCAUAAGCUUGCACUUAGCUGUGUUCAUUAUGUCUGAAAAAAGAAUCACAGCACAAGUGGGGAGCAUGGGGCAUUGCUUCAUGCCCUCCCACUUGAGUCCCAAUCUGACCUCUUUUUGAGUGGGAAAGCUUGAAGGGGAAUUCUAAGCAUGUUUGGUUGAAAGUGUUUAGAAACUUCUUUGCUACUGGGAACCCUAAGGGGGUUCAAGGAUGCCUUAACUGAAAGCUUUCAGAGCUCACCUUCAGACCCAGCUGCUCAGUGGGGCAGCAUAGAGAAGGGAGCAGGGAGUCUGGCAUAUGUAGGAGCAUUAGGGUGUGGGGCUGUCAUGCACAACUACAUUUUCUCUGUUUAUGGUUUUUUCAUUUUCAAGAGUAAUGCCUCAACGGUGCUAAGAUGGAUGCCCCUGUGACAGCAAUAUGGAGCUUUCCAGUAUUGCUAUCUUCUUGAGCUAUUAUGAAACUAAGGGAUUCGUGUUGGCGCUUAUCUCUCAAUAGUGAUUAAUACCUGCUUGACCGCCCCUGGUCUUUAGCAUCCUUCACUCUUACUUCUUCCUUCCUUUCAUAUGUUGUUUCUUUGCAGUUGUGUGAGGCUUUUAAGCUGGGGUGGUCAAUUUGUGACGUUCCACAUGUUGGCCUACACUCCCACCCGCAUGGCCUGUAGUCAGGGCUGAUAUCUGGAUGGCCAUAGGUUAGCCCACCCCAGCUUUAAGCCUUAAGUAGAGCAACUAGGGCAUGAGAUUUGCAUAGGACGGGAACUGAAAGCAGGCUACAGAUUAGCAACAACCCUACAAGCUUAUGGCUUACUUUCCUGUGUGUUAUAUUUCCUAAAGCAUCCAGUUUCUAGCAUUGCUGGAACAUUGGUUCUGGUUGUCAUGGCUCCUAGCUUGAGAAGCUUAAUUCAUUUUACGUAAAUUGAAGGAUAGAGGAAAAGAUUGGAUAUUUUAAAAAAUCAGACAGCAUUUGACGAAGUUUGCUUCUGUCAAAGCACAGAACUACAUAGUAAAGCUGAAAGAUAUGUCAAAUAUAAUUUAGUCUGGUUGCUGGCAACCAAUGUUUCCCAUAACUAAAUCACUGCAAAUGGAUGCUUAUUGUUUCCCAUAUUUAUUAACCAUAAAUAAAUAUCAACUUGCUAAACAGCCUGUUCAGAUCCUCUUAAUUUUGAGUGGCUUCCAUUGUAUCUGGCUUAAGUCUGCUAUGAUACAGCUGAAUUGCUGCUUCCUGCCUUUCACUCGGUGAUCCUGGUGAAGGAUUAUUUAUUAAAACAAAAAGCUGACAUUUAGAUGCUUCCUUAUUCUCAGACCUUUCUGCUAGGCCAAACGUGUUAACUUCCUUUAGUUAUAUAUGUGUAUUUCAGAUACAUUUAUUAGUUCUCUGAAACCUUUCUUUAAAAGUAUGUUUGCCCUUCAAACAUGAUGAGACACAUAAUACAAUUCAGGAAGUUGUAAAAAUCAAGAGUUAGAAUUUAACCCACAUUCAUUCUUUGGCUAGUGAUUUCCAGGCAUCAGGUCCUGCUGCUGCUAACCCUGCCCUGUGCAACAAAUGUGCUGGUGCCAAGUGUAAGCCAUAAUCCUUAGCUUCUCUUAUUGGAGAGGUUGGGAGUUUCCUACUAGAUUUUUACAGUAUGCAUUCCUGUCAGAAGCUGUGGAGGAGAAAUAGUCAUGUCAGAAUUGGCUGACAUGUACAAAUCUGAUUAAAGGUUGGGUGUGUGCAUUUUACCUUCCUGAACUUAAAAAAACCUGUAUAUCUGCUGAAGGGACUGUUGGCACCAUUACACUUAUGUAGCCAUACAAGAAUGCCACCAGGGCCACAUGGGACCAAUAGAGAAUUCCACAAGGAAAAAAUGAAUUCUGUUGCAUCAUUUGGUCCAGCAAACCUGUGUUCUGCAGUGGCAGGCAGAUUCUUUUGAGAAGUCCCAUGAGUAGAGCAUAAAGGCAGUGAUAGCCAUCAGUAGACUUGUUUCUUCAGAGCUUCUCUCGGUUCCCUUUAAAAGCUGUCAGUCAUCAUCACAUAUACAGUGAAUUUAUAAGCUAAGAAUAUGAAGUAAUUUUUGGUCUAAACAAUAUUGACGGCCACCCUGGAUUGGUUACUUGCUGGAGAGGAAAAACUUCCCUCCAUACGAUUCAUAAUUUUAUAAACAUUAAUCACCAUCACCAUUUAUUAUUGAAAAAGACUGAAAUAUAAUUACUCUCUCCCUGUUGAGGUAAAGUGCUGCAAUCCUUGGAUUUUGUAAAUGUAGCUCCAUUUCUGCACCUAUUAUUGUAUGUGGUAAGUGGAGGCCUCAAGGCCACUGUUUGAAUAUUCAGGGGAAAUGUGUUGCUUCCUCCCCCUCACAAUAGAAAGCCACAAGGGUUCAAUGUACUGCAGACCAGUAUGAUACAACCUGUCAAGUCACAGUGUGUUUAUAUGUGGUUGAGAACUGAUGUGUCGGCCUUGAACAAGUUGUUCUCAGGUAGUUGCCUCUGUACCCUAGAACAGUGUUCCCUAAGACGUUAUUUAGUAGGGUAUUGUGUGUUUGUGUAGGCUUAACUGUAGGGAGGUUAUGAAGCCAAAAUGUCUGUCUUGAACUCCUAGGUGAGAGCUGAAGAACAUGACUAGAGUGAAUUCUCUUAAUAUGUUCUUGAAAUUUGGAUUUGCCCUGGGCUUUUCGUUAAUGGUGCUUAACAACCAGUUUGGGUUGCAGCCAACAAAGUUGUCCUGUUAGUACAAAGACUUCUUCCUGUGCAACAGGACUUCCUCUCCCUCAUGCCUCCCAAAUCCAUUAUGGAGGUUCCCUCAACCUUCUGGAGCAUACCACUCAUUGUUAAAACCGUGUUUAUACAAGACAAUCUACGAGUGAUCGCCAAAGAAGAAGAAGAUGGGAAAGGAAGAACCUUUGCACAAAAAUAAGACAUUGCGCUGAUUGGACGACUUUGUUGGAUACAACCAUCUGUCUGUUUACAACAUACUCUUUGACUUGUAGCAUGCAUGUACAAGAAUCUUGUUUUUGGUCCUUGCAUGACCCACUGGCGGUCUUGAUCCACAGUCUCAAGAUCUGUGACAUAAGCCACAGAUACCCAGGAUAUGCCUUAAGAGUAGAUUUGGUACCUUCAUGGUGAUUUUGCAGAAGUGGCCACUUAAAUAGCACACAUGCCAUGAUUUUUAGUUUUCUUACUGAAUACCAUAUUGAUGUACGGUGGCACCUCGGGUUACAGAUGCUUCAGGUUACAGACGCUUCAGGUUACAGGCUCCACUAACCCAGAAAUAGUACCACGGGUUUAGAACUUUGCUUCAGAAUGAGAACAGAAAUCACACGGCGGCAGUGGGAGGCCCAAUUAGCUAAAGUGGUGUCUCAGGUUAAGAACAGUUUCAGGUUAAGAACAGACCUCCGGAAUGAAUUAAGUUCUUAACCCGAGGUACCACACUGCUGUUAAAUAGAAAGUAAGUAAGGUAUGCCCAUUUUGUGUUUAGCUUCUCUGAAACAGACCUUGGUCAGAGCUAGAUCAUUCCUAUUUUGACUGCAAGAGUAGGACUCCCAAGGAAAUGGAGUCUAUUGAAACACAGUGGUACCUCAGUUUACGAACUUCAAUCUGUUCCGGAAGUCCGUUCUUAAACCGAAACUGUUCUUAAACUGAGGGGCACUUUCCCUAAUGAGGCCUGCCAGUGCCCUUCCUCCGUUAAGAUUCUGUUCUUAGACCAAGGUAAAGUUCUAAAACCAAGACACUAUUUCUGGUUUUGCGGAGUUUGUAAACCAAAUCGUUCUUAAACUGGACUGUUCUUAAACCAAGGUACCACUGUACUAUGUUUGUUGCAUAAUCUCUCCAGGUAUAUAAUAAAUUGUAAAGUCUGUGAAGGUGUUCUAAAUAAAGCACUGCUGAGGGUUCAGAGCUCAGUAUAGGCACAUCUAGUAUAUUGAUUUAAGUUUUUAUAUAUUUCUGUUGCUGGUUAAAAUUGCAGUGGUCUGGUUAGCAUAAAAUAAUGUCAGAAGUGGGUGUUAGACAUAGGCUUCCAUUUUACCUUCGUAUUCUGUUUCAUUUAAGAUAAGAGUUGAGCUAAUAUUACUGCUUUCUUGCUAGUUGGUAUAAGACAGAGCUUUCCAAACUGUGUGUCGGCUGCAUUGUGUAGGUGUGCCUCAUGAACGCUCCCGGAGCUCCUCCCUAGGUUGGAAAGGGGUUAGUUUAACCCCCAGUUUGCUAGUAAAACCGAUUUACUGUGUCACGAAAUGAUACAUGUCUAAAAAGUGUGUCACCGAAAUGAAAAGUUUGGAAAGCUCUGGUAUAUCUUUACUUUGUUUCGGUCAUCUUUCGUGCAACACAAUUGUCCACCAUUGGGAAUUGUGCAGCUGUUCAUAAGCUGAAACUGUCAUAACUCUUGUAAAUAUGGUGAGAUCAUACUAAGAACCUGUUGUUCCUUUUAUGCUAUUCAGUGAAGCCCAAACCUUCCCCCAAACUCACAGUGAAUUAUGGCUUGAGUACAUUGCAUAUUUUAUCUUGCCCAAACUAACAUGGCAGUAUUGCAAAUGUAACAUUGUUUUAUAGAAACCACUGUAGCUAGUUCAUCUUUACUGGAUGAGCAUUGUUUAUAUGUGAAGUCUGAGUCAGUACUUAAUUGUUGGCAAAUGUGAUUAUAGUUCAUUCUGAUUUAUGAAAAACAUGAUUAAAUUUGCAAAGUGAAUUUAAGACUAUUAGGGAUAUGGGGAAUAAGUUGCUGGUAAAUAUUAAAUUGGUGGGGUAUGCCAUUUAGAAAUCUGAAUUUCUAAUCUUGGAAGGCUGCUGAAUUUCUGAUUUUAGAAGGCACAAGCUAGGCAAAAUGAAGCACUACUAAGUCUGGUUCACUUCAGUGGGAGUGGUAAGCACAUACCUGCAUAUCUUUCCUUUGAAUCAUUGGGACUUGGUGUGCUGAACUUUGUCUGGAUUGUUCCCAGAGUUUUUGGUGUAAUUUCUAAAGAUUAGUUUUGAGAUACUCUCUGUCAGCAGAACAGUGUCUUAUUGUUGAAGGAAGUAUACUUUUUUAUAAUAAAAAAAGAUAAAAGUUGGGCCUGGUUUAUGGUGCUUUGGGCUAAGGAUUUGAUAGUAGGUAUAAACUUUGAUAGUCUUUUGGAGUUGUUAAAAUCAGGAACUGGGGAGUAUCGGAAGCAAGAGUCCAUGAACAGUGUCAGUAGAGACAUUUGCCAGGAGGCAAAGCUGUGCUAAAUACUUUUAAGUAGCCAUAACCAGGCUGCCUAAAAUUUUGCAAAAUUGCAACAAAAUCCCCUACUGAAUAGGGAAUUUAAAAGGGAAAGCUGUGCAAGUUGUGUGGAGCUCAUGAACUGGAAGGUGUCUUGAUCGCUCAUUGUGCAGUUAGAAAGCUCCAGAAUCUGAAACCCCAGGACUUUACAAUAAUUCACAUUAUGCAUAAUGAAGUUAUUGGGAGGUCCGUGCAAGCUAGAAUGGAACAAGCUGGCUCACUGUAGAACAAUAACAUGUUUCUGUAGAUUCUUGGUGAAGCAAGAGGUGCAGCCAUCCUUUAGGUAUUUCAUUCAUUCAUGCCCACGAUUGUAUGCCUAAGUAGGGAGUAAAUAAGCUUGCCUACUCAUCCUUAAUAAUGUGAUCCUCAUCUUUGUUUAAUUCUAAGGACUUACUGUACAGAUUAAGAAAAAUAGAUCAGCCUACGUUCAUUUUAUUUGCAAAACAACACCCACCCACACCCCAUGUCUUAUAGUUGAGGGUAGCCAGAAAAAUGCGGGGGCAGGGUGGAUCUGGUGGACUUUUUCCUUUCCUUACCCCCAGCAGUAGAAGCGUACAGUUUACCCUGAUCCAUGGGCACCUUCAGGCAGAAGUUUAAAGUCUGUUUAAUGAAGUGGAAGGAAUUGGGGAGGAGGAAUGAUUUGGUGUAUGUUCCAUUUCUUACACAUAACUGAUGUCUGUGUAGAAAAACACCUUUAUAUGUGGCAUAAAGUUACUCUUUAGCAGGCAGGAGGAAUGACAACAGUGUGAAUCCAAGCUUUUGAAUUGAGCAGCCUGGUCCCACACUUAGACUUAUGUUUGUAAUAUAUAGUGGGGUAAGGCUGUAGAAGCAGCUAACAUGCCACCCAUUUGAGCCCUUGCUUUCACCUAGUUGCAGCCAUGCUGAACGAUGCAAGGCCUAUGAUGCAGGGCAUCAUGGACAGCACUUACUUAUGAUGAAAUGCUUGCUGCUGACUGUGUACAAAAAAGCCUUCAGCCUUUUUUGUGUAAGAUUGCCAACUCUAGGCAAUAAGGCCCUCUCACUUUGAAAUUGAUAGAUUACCUCUUCAGACUGUUUAAAUAGGAAAUGCUAGCCAAAGACUGCAUUGACUGUUAAUCACAUCACAUGUAUCUUCAGCGAUACAGUUAACAGAAUUGGCUGUGAUUAAGAUGUCUGUACUCUGCACCUGAGCUAGCUAGCUGGGAGGAUUUGAAAGUUCUAAAGGUGACCUGUUCAUACAAGGUCUAGAUUUCCCUGACUAGUUGGAGCUAGCCAAUACUUAAAAGAUUAUAAGAUUAGCCCAGUCUAAAAAUUAUGGGGACAUGCACAGAUGAAGGGUGGUCUGCACAAUUUGGCUGGCUGCGCACUCUUUUUGGUCACCUCGGCCAUCUGGCACAGCAGAAAAUUUUGCAGAGGAGAAGGCAACGGGCCUUUCAAUUUGCACAAAGCCUUGUUCAGAUGCAGCUGAGUCUUUCUCAUACCUUUUGACUUGGCUUGGGAGACUGACUCCUCCUCUGUACAUGUCAGGUGAUGGGUGGGUAUGCUUGGUCUCUUCUCCCCAAAUGGCGAGGCCCUUCCAAGUUCUCUGUGCAGAGAGCUCCAGAAGAAGGAGGGUUAACGUGUCAUGGUGGAAUUAGGAAGAUGGUUGCCAGGGAGAGAUUCGUGGUUGCCAUUCAGGAAACCUUGGCACCAAGCUCCCCUAAAACCAGAACAGCUAGGCGAUUACAGUUCUCUACCUUCCGAUAGCCAGGCAUGCACUGUACCUUCUACAAGAUUAGCCUCCCUAGACCAUUUGUUUCUAGAACAUUUCUGGAGAAACAUGGGGUUCCUCAAGAGAAAGAGGGGUAAUAGGAGGCACAACAGCCUGCCCAUUUCCAGUGCACUCUCAGCUUACAUGGCUAUAAUAAAGCCCAACAAGCUUAUGAAGUAUCCUCUGCCAACUGAGUAUUUGCCUCCAGAAUAUUUUAGGAAUUCCAUGGCAGGUGGGUCACUGUGGACAAAGUCUUGAAACCACUGCACUGCCAUAGAGGAGAUUCUAAAUGUGUCUGAGAACAGCAAUGAAAGGGAAAGAAGCCAUUUUGCUGCUGGCACACAAUUCUUGUGACCCUUGGUAGAUUGCUUUCUAGUCAGUGCUGAAAUUUUCUAAUUCACGUGAUUGUGUAUUCUGAAAUGAUAAGCUUGUUUUCAUGUGGUGUGGAAUGUUAGCUACUUAUGAUACUGAGAAAUCUCAAUUAAGCAAAGAUUUGCAGUUAACUCUGUGUUUUUCUCUCUCAUUAAGGUUUGGACCGCACGGAAUCCCUGUGACCAUAUUUCCCAAAAGGGAGUACAAGGAUAAUCCUGAAGCGAUGGAGCUCCAAAGUAAAUCAUUCCAAGAUGAGACCCAAGUGAAGUGUGAAGCCAAUGGUGUAGUCACAGACUCUUCUCCCAUCCAGCCAUCAGAGCCUAGCCUGGCUAAAAGCCUAUGGACUUCCAAGCCACCUCCCCUUUUUCACGAGGGAGCACCAUAUCCUCCUCCUUUGUUUAUCAGGGACACAUAUAACCAGUCAAUACCUCAGCCUCCGCCUCGGAAAAUUAAACGGCCCAAGCGGAAAAUGUACAGGGAGGAACCCACUUCUAUUAUGAAUGCUAUCAAACUACGACCCAGACAGGUCUUGUGUGACAAGUGUAAGAACAGUAUUGUUGCAGAAAAGAAAGAAAUUAAGAAGGGCAGCAGUACAAGUGAUUCUUCAAGGUAUGAGGAUAAUAGAAAGCGAAGACAUGAGAGCGUAACUACUGUGAAUAAAAAAAUUAAAACUGAUCAUAAAGUUGAUGGGAAAAGCCAAAAUGAAAGCCAGAAAAGGAAUUCCGUGGUCAAAGUUGCAAAUAUUGCUCAUAGCAGAAGUAGAGUAGUCAAAGUUACCACUCAAGCAAAUACUUCAAAAACGCAGUUAAAUACUAAAAAGGUUCUCCAGAGCAAAAACAUGGAUCAUGCAAAAGCUCGGGAAGUUUUGAAAAUAGCCAAAGAGAAGGCACAAAAGAAACAGAGUGCAACCUCUACUUCCAAAAAUGCACAUUCAAAGGUCCACUUCACCCGGCGUCUUCAAAACACCAGCUCAGGUUCCCUGCCCCCACGAUUGCGUCUAAAGCCACAAAGGUACCGAAAUGAAGAAAACGACUCCUCUCUCAAGACAGGGCUUGAGAAAUUGCAGAGUGGCAAGAUGGCAGCUAAGCCUCAGUCUCGCUGCUCCUCUACCCGCUCAGCAGGUGAGGCCCCUUCAGAAAAUCAGAGCCCCUCAGAAGGCCCUGAAGAGGCCAGCAGUGAGGUUCAGGACACAAAUGAAGUGCAUGUACCUGUUGAUCAGGAUGAACAGCAGACACUGGGCAAGAGAGGCAGCAAAAGCAAUAUAACGGUUUACAUGACCCUUAAUAAAAAGAAAUCUGACUCUUCCAGUGCAUCAGUGUGUAGUAGUGAUAGCACAGAUGACUUGAAGUCCACCAACUCUGAGUGUAGCACUACUGAAAGCUUUGAUUUUCCUCCAGGCAGCAUGCAUGCACCUUCCUCCUCCUCCUCCUCCUCGUCCUCUUCAAAGGAAGAGAAAAAGCUCAGUAAUUCCUUGAAAAUGAAAGUCUUUUCAAAAAAUGUCACUAAAUGUGUCACACCAGAUGGCAGGACCAUAUGUGUAGGAGACAUUGUUUGGGCCAAGAUAUAUGGCUUCCCAUGGUGGCCAGCCCGUAUUCUUUCUAUAACUGUGAGCCGAAAAGAUAACGGCCUCUUAGUCCGACAGGAAGCUCGUAUUUCAUGGUUUGGGUCCCCAACAACAUCUUUCCUUGCUCUUUCACAGCUCUCCCCUUUUUUAGAAAACUUUCAGUCGCGAUUUAAUAAGAAGAGAAAAGGUCUUUACCGCAAGGCCAUUACAGAAGCAGCCAAGGCUGCUAAGCAGCUAACUCCUGAAGUUCGGGCCCUGCUGACACAGUUUGAAACAUGAACAUGAGAAGUAAGGUAGGCAAGAAAUGUGGAGGCUCCUUGAAAUGUCUAGCCUAGUUAAAUGCUAUGAAGGACUUAGCCAAUUAAACACAAAAAUUGCACUCAGUUGGCUGCUUUUUUUAUAUACUGAAAUUUCCAUUUGUAGCAAUGUCUUGACUGAAAGUUAUACUUAACAAAUUGUACAUGCAAUCAAAUUAACCUAAAGCGAGAUCUCAGUAUUUUUCAAGAGGACUCUUACAUUUUUUUGGUAAAAGUAAAAAAUUCCUCUGACCACCCCAUGCACAGGAGCCAUAACCUCAGCUGAAGAGCAGUUUAUUUGCAGGGAAUUUUUACUAGUUUCUACCCACUAUAUAUACCAUUUCAGUGUAUGUGGGGGGAGGGGGGAGGGAACAAAUGAAAUGGAAGUUUUAAACAUGACUUGUAUGGUCCACCUUAAAUGCAGAACUCUAGGCCCUCUCUGAGCCUCAAACUUGAUUUCAGUGUUUCCCCUUCCCCGUCCCCUGCCCAGAAAACCUAAUUUACAAUAGUGUGAUGGGCCCAAAGAGUUCAGCCUUUGCCUAAAAACACUUUCUCACUGGCCACUUUAAAUCCUUUUCGAAACCAAUUUUAAUCUGAAUUCAGUUAGAAAGGUUUUAUCAUUUGUUAGAUAGGUCUUGUUGGUCACCUUUUCCCAAAUGCUUAGUUAUGCUAUGCAGCCAGGAACAGCAGCAUGAACUUCAGGUUUUGGCAAGUUAAGAGGAAGCCAGUUGCUCACAGGCGGGUCUGGAUAGUACCCCAGCAUUUGGGAUCAGAGGCUGUUAAUGCUGCAUAGGUGUGAAUCAUAACUUCCAAGGAGGGUGGGGUGGGAUGCUCCUAGGACAUUUGUCUUGAGGGUUUAGCUUGAGAGAGUUUGUGUUGUAUAAAUAAUUGGUCAGAUUUCUCCCCCCUGACUACUUGUUCUUAAAUUCUUAGGAUGCGUCCUAGUAAAUUACACUUUGUGAACUGUCAGAUGUGUAAUUAUUGCAUUUGGAUGUACCGAGCGGCAUAUUUUUUUUAAACUAUUUCCAUUUAAGGUAUCUGUUUGCAGGUCAGAAAAUAUGGAAAAUGUAAUUGUGUAAUGCUCUGAAAUGUACAAAAAAACUGUAAAUAAAAUUGACUAAAUCUAAUUAUUUGUGUGUGUUUCUCAAAAAGCUUUGAAAUAAAAUCAGGAAACAGGACUGUUUUCUGUUUACACAAUAUUUAGGAAAUAAUUUUCUUGCUCGACACUCUCUAAAUUAGUAUCACUAACUGCGUAUCAAAAUAACAUUGGUGUUGAAAAUAUAAAUAAGGUUCUAAUUUUGGCAAAUUAUUCAGCUAUUUAUUUCCCCAUAGCAAAUCCUUGUCAGUGCUUUAAAAAAACCACACGCCUUUCCAGUGUGAUUAUUUCCCCCCACCAUUUUAUGUUACUUUAUCCCUCAUGUCCAUUUGCUCCUAGAUCUUCUGCAGAUCUGAUGCUCUGCAUUGGACCUUUUUAUGCAGUUGAUUCGCUUAGACAUUACACUUUCUAAUGGACUCAUAUAAUUUGUACUUGGUUUAAGUUUGCAAUGUCGUAAAAGGUGCCUAAUUUCAUUCUCCCCCAAAACACAUUACAAUUUUAGGAGUAGGCAUUUAGGAAAAAGGGAAAAAAGCUUGAAGCUAAAUUAAUUGUGUGUAUCAAAUCUCAAAGAAUUAAUGACCAAAGGCUCUGUUGUGACAGUUUGAUUCUAAGGUAUGCUUUUUCAUAAUACUCAAACUUCAUUUUAUUCCCAAACAUUUUAUUUUAAAUCUGGUAUCUCUGAUGCUUUGUACGUGGGCUUGAAAUCGGCUCCAAAUAGUUUUCAUCCUUCCUUGAUGUAACACUAGAUAAGCAUAAAUUUCUAAACGUGUAGACAAAUAAACUUACAUUCAGUCUGUCAAUGCUUUUUGAAAUUACAAAACACACAUCAUUAAUAGCAUGCAAUUCUGUUUCACUCCUGUGCUGUGUACAGUAUUCUCUUUCCUGCAAACAGAAACAAAUGCAGUGUUGAACUAUUUUGUUUUGUUUUUUUCAGGCAGGCUGUGCCUAAGGUUUUUAAAAACAAAAAAUCGCAAUGAAACAGACAACUUUCAGUGCUUUCUGCAAAGUUAAAAGCUCAGCUUGGGGCUAGUGUACACAUUAUGAGAUUGAUAGGUAUACCUGAGUGUACCUGCUGAUUUCCUAAUUCAUGACCCUACCUUCAAGGGAGCCUGUGAUGAGUGCUUGAUUGGGCACGUCUUCUAGGGUUUUGCCAUUUUGAAUAGACAGUCUUCUACAUUUGAAUUCUACCAAGAGUAUAAUUUGAUUCUGGAGCCUUUGCUCCAGUUUGAAAUAAAUAUAAUUGAGUCUUGUCUUCAAAAUCAUGCUUUUUACAACACUGUGGAACAGUUCUGUUCCUUACUCAGGCCAUAGUUUGCAAUCGGGCAUGCCAUAUAUGACAUUAAAAGUGUUGAGUAGAAAUUACUCUCACUUUAAAUUUAAUUACUACUUUUCUCUGCUUGCCUUGAUGAGAAAUCUUCUCUGCUUCCCUUUUGAAAAUACUUGUUUGAUUUUUUUUUCUCUCUUUAAUUUUGGAGUUCCUUAGUGACAUUUUGAUGUCACAGGCAAUGACUUAAUGUCGUUCAUUUCUGUGUAGAGCCUUACUGCAGUUUGAUUUUUCAGUUCAAAGCAUGGAGAUGUCAUGAUAUAAUCCAUUAGCUGCAAGGCAUUCAAGAAAUUUUGGAUGUUGUAUCCAGGCUUGGAGGCAAAAGCGGCUGUUCAAGAGGCACUAAACUACAAAGCAAAUAUUGGCUUAGAUUCCAGGGCCUUCUGCCUGAGCAGGAAGCACUUCUAGUGCUGUGGGGGUGCAUUUGCUGACUCAUCCAUCUGCACUUUCCUGUGUCCUUCUCCAAAAUAAAUGACUUGGGAUUACUGAACCCACCGGUAUAGGUUUUUUGUGGGAAGGUGAGGGGUGGAUGAUGAGGGUUUGAUGGAAAUUGGUGACACACCCAGCCUACGUGAGCAGGAUGUUUGUAUCCAAGCUGUUGAAUUUUGGACAGAAUACACAAAUUGUUCGUCAAACUUUAGGCAAAGGUUUUCACCAAACACCUAGGUUUCGUAUAUUUUCUUUCAAGUAGUUUAUUAUUCCACUUCAACCAGCUGUCUCUUCAGUGAAAGACACCGAGAAUGCCCUGGUGCAUGUAGCUAACCCUGAGUUGCCUUAAAACUUCAUUUAAAAUCAUCAUGAAUUGCAUCCAAUUAAACAAUUGCAUGCACAGAACUUCUGCAAGCAUAACAAAACUCUCCCCUCCAGAUGGUCUCUGAAGGGUUGAGGGGAACUCCAGAGCAAAUUUGGUAGAUGCACAGGAGUAGUCCUAGGGAGGUAAGGGAAAUUAGGUAAGCACAAUAAUUUAGUUGAAUACAUCCCUGUUGGAUAAUAAUAAUAAUAAUAUACCCCCCUAUACCCGGGGGUCUCAGGGCAUUACUUUCAAUGCUUCAUACCUCAAAGGAAAACGAUGGUAUAAAUUUUAUCCUGUCGUGGAAUGAAAUUGGUGAAAGAACAGAUGACUUAUUUCCACAAGCAAAACAAUUCCAAAUAAAAAGCUAGUAAACCGUCAUGCCUUAUUAACAUGUUCUACCUAAUCUGUUUCCAUUGUUAUAACCCUGCACAAGUUGUGUGCUCUCAUUUCCAUGGUAAUCAAAUACACCGGCUGUCGUGAUAAUUUUGCUUUAGAAAAUGCAUUCUUUGUAGCAAGAGUAGUCUUAGAAUAGCCAUGACCCUCUUUCUUGCAUAAAAGGAAAUGCCUCUUUAAGAUAGGACUUGCCACUUGUAAUUUUUAAUAAGUGCAGUGUUAGUCUGUCGUUGCAAAAACAGCAGUCUUGAAGGUGCUACAAAUGCAUUAUGUCAAAAGCUUUCCUGGGCAAAAGUUCCAAGUUCACAAAGGCUUUUGCUAUAAUGAAAUGUUAGUCUUAAUUGCUGACACCUUUUUCAGUCUUAUCUAUGUUGUAUUGUGUUGCUGCAGCACAUCUUAGCACUAUUCAGAUCUAGCACUAUUAGUAGCAUGUGCUAAGGUCUAAGUAAAUGAUUCUUUCUGCAUGACCAGCACAGGAAAUUCAGAAUGAACAGUUAUAAUGAGAGGCAUACAUGGAACAUAGGUACAUGCCCCAGUGGAUUGCAUCCAGUGAAUCUGCCCACAGAAACAUUUUAACAAGGACCGAGUAGCAUGUUAUUUUAUCAUCCUUCUAGUAUGCGUUACUCUGUUCUGAGACAAGUCCCCCUGCAGUCUGGUAAUGAGCCAAGUGCAUGUGUUUGAGAGAGAUGGGCAGUACUUUAAAGGAUAUAUCAUAGUUUCAAGGAAGUGAGAAAUCUCUGCUACUUCCAAGCUCAAGGCAGUGAAAAGAACGUUAUGUAUUGCAAAAUAAUCUACAUAAGCCUUGGCUGUGCUGGCUGCGGCUAAUGGGAGUUGUAGUCCAAAACAUAUUGGGGGGGAGGUAGCAGGUUGGGGAAGGCUAGGCUACAGGCAGGUGGGCAAGAAGCCACUAGGCAAAAAAUAUUUAUGUAGCACAGGAAGGGUUGCUGCAGCUGUUUGAGCUGAAUUCACACAUGCUCCUCCACUGGUGACUUAGGGCAGAAUCUAACCUCACAACCGGACUCUUCCUCUCUUGUACCAGAAGGGUCCUUGGCCCUCCUGCACACAUUUCAGCUUGUCAAUAUCCUUAAAUUGUGGUGCCCAGAACUGGACACAGUACUCCAGGUAUGGUAUGGUCUGGCCAAGGCAGAAUAGGGUGGCACUAUAACUUCCCUGAUUGGGACACUUCACUCCUGGUGACAGCCUACAAUAGCAUAAGCUUCUUUCUUUUGCAUCUUAUGCACUACUAAGAUCCCUAGAUCCUUUUCUACAUGUACUUGCAAUCCAUGCAAUACAUGUAAUCCAGGUAUUCCCCAUCUUCUGUUUGUUCAGGUGGUUCUUCUAGCCUAAGUGUAGAACCUUACAUUUGUCCCUAUUGAAAUUCAUUUUAUUAGCUUUGGCUCAGCUCUGCAAUCUGUUUAGGUCAUCUUGAAUCCCAAUUCUGUCAUCAGUGGCACUGGCUACUCCUGCCAGUUUGAUGUCACCUACAAACUUCCCCCUAAUCUCCAUCCUUGAGACUGGGUGCUCUGUCCAUCACAUAGAGGGAUCCUGCAGGAGGUUGAAAUGUGUGUUUGUUGCACAGAGCACUGCAUCCCUCAGGGGUCUUGAAGAAUACAUCAUUCUCUGCCCAUACAUCCCAUCCACCACUAGUCCAUGGUAAGCAAAUUCCAAAGAUAGAUGCUGAUAGUAUAUUUUGCUAAUGUUCACGUCUUGCAUAUUGAUUUCAUGGGCUGGUUCAUACCUCAGCUUUUAUUCAGUGUAGUUAAAUAUUACUGUAUCAGAAUUGAUAUGGCUUAUUUGCUCACAAAGACUCUUCAGGUGAUACAUUUACUGAAUUGCAAAGCAGGCGCUGUAUAAUAUGAAAACAUCCAUUUUGCUUGGUUUCAGUUUAUAACUUUAUACGUGGAGAUUACAGAGAUGAUGAAAAAAACAAUGUCCGUCAAAUCGAACAAUAAUAAGGAGGACUAGACUUGCAACACUAGUUAGAAAAAUUAAAAUCAAAUAUCUUUUCCCUAUGUGGUUUUUGGUUUUCAAGUUUCAUGGUGCUUUGACAUCAGACUUGAAAAACGUUUCCUUUUAUAUUCAAGGGUAUUGUGUACAGCAGUGAUAAGAGUAACAUGGAAAGCAAUUGUAAUAAAUAUAUUUUAAGAUUUAAAUUUGUAGCUUUAAAAGAAAUUAAUAAAAGUAUUAAAAUAUUUUAAAAUGUAUUUUCAAAAAAUAGAUAAAAACCACUGUUCAAAAGAAGAAAGCACCAGAGAUUUACAUAUAUUUUCAUAGCUGCUUCCAAUACAAACGUUUAUAAGAAAGUAGUUGUAAGUAUGUUGCCUGCGUGUCCUUCUAGGCAUCCUCUAUGUAUAGCUAGCUAUGCAGGGUGAAAGCUAGCCUCACUUUGCAGCAGGGAUGGGAAACAUAGCCUUCCCAGUGCUGCUGGACUCCCAUUGACCAUUGGUUAUGCUGACCAGAGCUGAUGUGAGUUGAGAGGACCACAGCCGUUGGAGGGCCACUGGUUCCCCAUCUCUGUUCUGCAGCUUAUUUUCUCAAACCCAUCAACUUUGUAUUAUCAGAUAAUUACAAACCUAAUGGAUUCCGUUUGGUUCAUCCUUUCCUUUUCGUUCUGGAACUCAAGUUCUGGUGACUUUGAUAUGCUUUUGGCCUGUGGAUUCUUUUAUUAAUUCCCACAUGUCCACACCCUUCCUCUAGUUUUCCAUUUUUCUUUUACAGCUGACACUUAACAUUCCUUGGCUACUGAGCAUGCUCAAACCUCAUUAUGUUGUUUGUUUUUACACCAUGUGUGCGUUUAAAAGAUUUUCUGUACUUUUGGAAACCUCGGCAUUUCCCCCAAGCACGUCAGUCAAUACCUCCUCAUUUGUCAGUGGUUCUGUUUUGGCUGCAGCUCUGUCAGCACUCAUCACAUGAGUUGGCUCUUAGAGGGAGUGAUAAACAAAUGGUGAAAUAAGUGGUCAAUAAAUUGCUAGGACUCAAAGAGCUACCUGGUAGGAUUUUCAAGAGCUCAUGCCCAGUGGGAUUUUCAGCUUUCAUUGUUUCAACAGUAGCUUCCCGUGCCAUAUUAAAUUGCUCUGAAAGGUAAGUUGAAAUGCUGUUUGGCCAUGCGACAUGGGAUGACAGGGAGCUGCUUUUCAAGAGAAACCAUUCUCACCUGCCCUUGAUCUGCUGAAACAGCUGUCACUUAUUGGAUAAUGGGUAUAAUUCAGCAGAAAUAUGUUGCACGGCCAAGUCCUAUUGAAAACAAUUAAUUACAAUUAAUGCCACAUAGAUUUCAAUAAGAUUUAGUUGUGACUAACAUUUGCUGGGUUGUGCCAGGCAUUAUAAUUAAGCUAUGUUUUUUCUGUCUUCACGAACUGGAUCUUCUGACAUCUUUCUUGUUACUUUUCACCAAAUAAAAAUGUCUAAAGAUCCAGUCACUGAGUUGGAUCAUGUUAGCUCUGUUUCUUACCAAAGGACUGUUAGCUGAUAUUCUUGAUGUUUUCCUGUUGCUUUUUGGAUAUCCGUGGGUCUGUUUUGUAUCGUGAACAAGAAAAUCCCGAGUAGGGGAAGUGAGUAAUUGGUUGUACAUUUGUUUCUUGUAAGGGAAGUUUGCUGACAGGAUUAUAAAUACGUUCCGUGUAACUUCUUAAACUAAGGCAGCAGUCCUGUACCCACUUUCCUCAGAACAAGCCCCAUUGAAUUCAGUGGAAUAUACUUAUGAGUAGACCUGUAUGCUGUUAAACAUACACAAGAACAAGAAAGUUUUAGCUCCUGCUGUCUUUUGAAAAUAUUCCCAGUUUGGGAGCUUCAUGGGUGAACUAUAGUUUGAGGCUGGGAAAUUUAAACCGUCAAAUGGGAUUCCUUUCAGUCAGUGACAACUGAGCUCCUUAAAAGAUGGUGUUGGUAUCCAUGAAUCAAAUGGUAGAUAGUACAAGAAACCCCAAAGGUGGGUACUAAAAAUUGUGAUUGGAUGCCCCAAACCGUCUACUCAUUGCUCAUCAGCAUCCUGUCAUUUCACCACUAUUUGCUGUGGAGGGUAUCUUGCUGGAUUCUUAGGUAUAUUGUCUUAUGGGCUGGUCUUCUAACACCCUCUGUGUUUGCAGCCUAGGUUUUCCUCAUUUUCAUGGCUUCAGUCCCUUGGAGCUGUGGUGCUUCCAGAAGGUACGAAGAACCUCUGCCUGAAUUUGUGAUACUUCAUGUCAUUCGGAGCUCUACUCUUGGUUCCACACCUGAUCCCUGAGCCUGACCUCCUUUUGCAGGGGGCAAGACAGAGUGCAUAAAAAGUAUAGGAGUCCUUGAGUCUGUGGCUAAUGGGGAGCAAAGUAAACAUAGCUGUUUUUCCCACAUUGAGCAGCAUGGUGGUGGCAUGCAUGCAGUGAUAACAGCUGCUGGAGGAUCCCUAGAAUAUACUGUCUUUGCUCUUGACAGUUCCCUGCAUGGAGUGCUCAUGCCCAUUGUCCCCCCAAGAUAAGAUUCUCAGGAACCUGCCUUUCAGUUGUUUGUUUCCAGCCCACCCUUCCUUGGCUGAUAGUGGUGUUGUAGCUUGGUAGCUCAUUAGCUGUGGCUCACUGAAUGCAGCGUGUUAUGGGAAUCUUCUCUUUAUGUUGCACAAGUCCAAGGCACAGGUCUCCGUGGUUUUUCUAGAAUUAUUAUUAUUAUUAUUAUUAUUAUUAUUAUUAUUAUUAUACCAUCAUAUACUUGCAGAUCUAAGGGUGGUUCACAGAAUAAAAUCAGAAUAUAAAACCACAAAAUACAUAAUCAAAAUGAAAACAACAACCCAAUAACCCGUCCCAACACAUUUUAAAAGAGCCAAGGGCUACUAAUAGCCCUGUUCCAAGACUUAGGAUGGGACACCUCAGGAGCGAUAGUGUUAUAGAGACAACAUGGAAACAUUCCAAGCAGUUUCUGGCGCAAGUAAUUAAAAAUAUAAGUCUGUUAGAGAUGGUGUUUUCCUAGCACAUUUGUGGUCUGCAGUAGCUUUCCUCUUUUCUGAGCUCUUCAUUUGAGCGGUUUGAUACUGGGAAUACUGGAUUUGGUCCCAAGACUCACAAAUGGGAGUUCUGCUCAAGCAGCAGAGCUUCCCAGCUCCUUUCUCCACAAAUCCUCAAAAAUCUGUUCCUGAGUGGUAGAAGGAUGGGAGAUGGAGAGCAUGUGCAUGUAACAGAAAGUGCAAGUCUCAAAUACAGGGGAAAUGGAAAUGCCUUUCCAUCACACAAGCCCCCUGUGGGACCCAACCCAGUUUGGUUCAUGGGCAGUGGCCAACAUUUUCUCCCAUCCGUGUUGCCCUAGCCCUGCUUUCUCUGCUGUUAGAAAUGAUUGGGUGGGGGUGUCCCUAUAUAACAUGAUUGUGCUUACCUGUCUUGUGCUAAUGUCUGAUCCUUCCCAUAGAGAUGGGUUAGUGGAAGAGGCCUCUGCUGAGUAAGCAAAUGCUGCUGUCCAUUUAAUGUUAGCUUCUAUCCUUGUCCACCCCACCAGCAUUUUGUCCUCUGCCCUGCCUGGAGCAAAAUUCUCCAAAAGCACUGUAUUUUCAAGUCAUUGAGUUGUAUCCAGCUAAAGCUAAGCUAUAUGUACAGUAGACCCACUGAACUUGAUAGACACGAGUCCUAUGCAGAGAACACCCACUGAGAUGAAUGAAUGCAACCCUUUGUCUUCCUUUCCCCUACCUCCUGCUUGUGUCAUUUGAAGAUGUUGGCUCUACUCACUACUUGUGGCCUUUAGGUAGAGAGAGUUGGAGUAGGCGGCAUUUGGGUAUACUUUUAAACUGUGGCAGUAAUAAACCUGACAAACAUCAGCUGGUGUAGCAUAUGGUUAAGAGACUGUUGUGUAUGCAUGAGGAAGUCAGAUGCGCCAUGAAUUCACAAGGUGGUCUUGGAUAAGGCAGACCCUAGUAUGCAUUAUGGGGAUAAUAGUAACCAACAUUACAAGGUUCUUGGAAGGAUGAUGUUGAAAAUAAUUGAUAUACUGUUUCGGGCUUGCUGUGUGUUAACCAUCACAUUUAUCUGUAUGGGCUUGCUAAGACUUUCUCCUCAACUACUUAUUUUCCCCAUUAAAGAUUAUGUCAGAUUAAAAAAAAACCCCACAUAUUAACUGUUCUAAAGUCUUUUAAGGGCAAUUAUGCAUUCACUGCUAACUCAGAAUUUUUUCCCUCUCCUUUUCAGCACAGAGACAUUAAUCGCCUGCUGUAUUUAUGGAACCUCCCUACACUGCCAUGAAGAAGGUCAGCUGGCCAGGCAUGAUAUACAACUGAAAUCUAGAUUGCAGUGUAUACUGGGAGAGAACUUUUUACAAAAACCACCACACCCCUUUUCCAGGGCAUCUGUACUUACUGUAAAUUUACUUUGGAAUUUGAAGUGUUAGAAAUAUUUUAUAAACUUUUUUUGCAAUAAAUAAGGCAUGAGCCAAGGAGCCUGUUCAAGAUGAACUUGCAAGGAACCACUUGAAUUACUAGUAUGAAGAAUCACAAAGUGUACUCUUACUCUUCAAAUGUGAUAGUCUGAAUAGGCCCUAGCAGUGGAGUCAAGACCUCUGGAAAGUUGGCUGUAAACUUCUGAACAUUUACUUUUGUUCUUACUGUGUGUUAUUUCACAUCUUAACAAACUUUAAUAUUUGGUGCAGGUGUUAGCAGAGCUGUAACCUAUUUCUGGAAGCACGUCCACAUUCAGCUGUGGUGUUAAGUACUGACAGUCCUGUUUGGAGGCAAAGGUUUCCCCUAGAGAUGGUGGUAAGGGCAGCGACAGUGAACUCCUUGUAAUUCUUGAAUAAUUAUGGCAAAUCUUUGCUGUUGUGGGAAAUGUUUCUUUGAUGGCCACGAAGAUCAUUCUGUAAAAUGCAGGAAUCACUGACAAUACACAAAUGUCUGUGUGCUUGUGAUUCUCUAGCAGUAGUCACCCUAAAGGACAGCUACAGCUAAGAUAGGGUAGUAACUGGUAUCCAAAGUCAUGUUUCCUUUCUAAUGAAGGAACAUAUUGCACAUUAAAUUAGUCCUGACUUGGUUGUGACUAACUUAUUCAUAACAGCCCGCUGUUAGAUUGGGGUUUUAGCAUUUCUAAAGUUAGUUGGUUUACAAGCCCUCUCCAAUAAAACAAGUCUUAACUCUUAUCUGCAGGACUUGAGUAUUUAACUGCCAGAUGGUUCCACAUUUCAAUGGAAUUCAACCUAGUUUUCCACAGGAUUGCACUCACUAUUAAAAUCUGCUUUUCAUAUUACCCAGGUAUAAAACCUUAACUUGCAUAACUACUGCAUUAACAGCAGAUCAGGAUUCCCCAGGAAGGUUGAUGGGUUAAUAAACACAAGUCAAAAUGAAUGCACAAUCUGAUGAAGUACAAAUAUCAAGUUCUUUUUAAACUAUGACAAUGCCAUCUACACAAGAGUUAAGUCUUGUAUGGCAUUAAGGUAACCAUCUACAGAUUAACAAAAUAUCUCUCUUUUCCAAAGUUACCCAUACCAGCAAAUACAAGCUGAAGUCUUGGCUUCAUAAUUUCCAUGCAUGUUGUAAUUAUACAAGAUUUUCCCUUGGCUUUGACAGAUUUAUAUUUUUAAAUAGCAUUCUAAACAUGGGAAAGAUGUAUGAGUUAGUAUAUUACAAUGCAAUUCUAUAUUAAAUAUUUACUAAAAAUGUCUGUGAAAACAUUUAAAAUUUUAUUUAUAAAAACAGUUCAUAGCACCUUUUUAAGAGGUUCAACUGUACCAUUUUCUUAAGAAAUUAGAGAGGAUGUUUAAAGGACAACAAGCAAUUGCUUUGCAGUAGUCUUUCUACAAUAGUCAAAGCAAAAGAGAAAUAAAGUAUACUCUACAAUUUUCCAGCAAGAUUAGAAGCUUAUUUGGGCAAGGUAAAAAGGUACUGCAGCGAGUCAGUGCAGUGUAGUUAGACAAAAAUAAGCAUCCUUUUUAUUUAAAAGCAGGGUUGGGUGACUUCACUGGAGAAGGUGCACAUACCUUAGGAGGUAACCAUGGCACAAAAUGAUAGUUUUGACUCAGGAAAAUGGUGUUGGCUGUACAAAUAAGGGUACAUAUCUGGAUUGAUGAUGGGUGGAGCCAGUAGUGCCUGCAUAGACAUCUUACUUUUAGCCUGUGCUCCUAUUCCUUCUCCUUCAAGAGCACAACUGCUGCCCAUUUACAUCCAUAACACUGUACGAAGUGGUAGAACUACAGGUUUAUGGGCAAAAUAGACAGCCAUGUUGGAAAAUGGACAAAAUGGCUAGUUGGUACUUACUCAUGAAGAAUUGAGAAACUACAGCCACCUUGUUUUUCACUUUGAAAUGAUUGUCAGGGAAAAAUUGUAGUGGUAGAAGUAAUGUAUUGCUUUUCACCCUUUUGCUUUAGUUGCUUAAUAUUUAAGCUUUGCUCCAUGUUACCUUUUUUGUCUGUUUGCUAUGUCACUACGCCUCCUUCAUUUGGUAGACUUGAAUGAGGAAAAACGAUUCAACUUUUAAGGGUCACUUGAAAUUAAUUGUUCAAGAAUGUUGUGUACCAUCUAUUCAAUAAAGCCUUGAUUUUUUUCCUGCACUUUU